Molecule: messenger RNA, 3213 nt
Organism: Monosiga brevicollis MX1
Lineage: Eukaryota; Choanoflagellata; Craspedida; Salpingoecidae
Exons: 11
Coding region: 1-2862 (953 amino acids)
Source: RefSeq, a predicted model, not a curated record
AUGCCGGAGCAACAGCAGCAAGCCAUCCUUGCACAAUACAAUCUCAGACUGCACAAUGGCCAAUUUGUCCCUCUGAAUCGUGGGGCACCAUCGGGCCAGCCCGGCAAUAUCCGCAUAUCACAGGCUGGCAGCAUGGCCAGUAGUGGUUUACACGUCGGUGUCUCUGGAGCCGGUUCGCUGCCGGGAGGGAUUCCCGGGCAUACGCCGAACGACAUGCAACUUUCUGCUGGCUCGCAUGGCGCGCAGCCUAGCUCUUCUGGUGUCUCUCUGGCACGCUUGCCACCCAAUGUUCAAAAUGCUAUUGUCAAACUGGCGCAGCAAAAAGGCUGGGACCCUGAACGCUUGACACCUGAGCAAGUUUCAUCUCUACAGCAAAUUUUAUAUACGAUUCGAAAGCACCAGCUCCAAGCUCAAGCCCUGCGGCAACAACAGCAACAGCAACAGCAACAGCAGCAGCAACAGCAGCAGCAACAGCAGCAGCAACAGCAACAGCAACAGCAACAGCAACAGCAGCAGCAACAACAACACUCGUCGCAACAGCAGCCUCAGCAAUCAUCGCAGCAUCAACCGUCAGGGGUUCUCCAGGGGCAGGCUCUACAGCAGGCUCAGGCUCAGGCUCAGGCUCAGGCUCAGGCCCGAGCACAUGCACAGGCGCAGGCGCAGGCGCAGGCUCGGGCCCAAGCGCAGGCGCAGGCGCAGGCGCAGCGUAGUACAUCCUCUCCUCAAACUCAGGGACAGCUCCCGCGGCCCGGCGUUAGUGCAGCCGCCCAGGUGUCGCAGGCUCAACUACAAGAGCUCCUGCAACAACAGCAGUUGCAACGCCAACAACUUCAAUACCAGUUGCAACGCCAACAAGAACAUGGCAUGCCACCGCAGUCUCAAGCAACUCAUUUGCAGCGUCUUCUGGCCCAACAACAACAACAACAACAACAACAACAACAACAACAACAACAACAACAACAACAACAGCAUCAUCAUCAUCAGCAGCAGCAGCAACUCCAACAGCAAUUGCUUCAACAGCAACGCAUGGGUUCUAUGACUUCAGUAGCAUCCGGAACUGGUGGUGUCUCAACUUCUGCCGCCUCCCUUAUUCCGACCCUGUCCGAAGCCAUGAAACGGCAUGUCUUGCAGUCUAUGCAGCCAGCUAUUGACGAACUUGUGAAGAGACUGAAAAGUCAGAACACACCUCCGGAGAAGAUUAUGCAGAUUGUUUCUGGUUACCGUAUGCGGCAGCUGAGCAUAGUUGCACAACAACAACAACAACAACAACAACAACAACAACAACAACAACAACAACAACAACAACAACAACAGCAGCAGCAGCAGCAGCAGCAGCAGCAACAACAGCCACAGCCACAGCCACAGCAUCAUCAAACACACCAACUGCCGCUUCAACAUUUGCAACAACAACAGCAGCAGCAGCAGCGACAACCACAACAAUCACAACAAUCAACACAACAACAGCAACAGCAACAGCAACAACAUCAGUUGUCCGGUCAACGUGGGAUGUCACAUGUAGGGUCAGCCGCGUCCCAGAUGUAUCAACAACAACAGGCCGUGCAUCAGCAUUCGAACACCGCUGUCAUGGAGCGUCUUCAGGCAUCCUCAACCUCUCAAGGGGCUCAUUCACAUGGCGCAGCACCAGCUGGCCCUGGUCCUAACACUGCAGUCCACGCCGUACAGCAGAAGGCUCAACAAGGCCCUGUAGACCAAUCAAGCAACUCGUCAACCUUACAGCUUCACAAAAACCAGGUCAAGCUAUACCUGGCGCGACUGAUACACCAAGAAAAAGCGACUAUGGGUGACAUUGAGCGCAUUCGGCAAGCCUUGGAACAGAACAAUACAAAUGCUUCCCAGGUUGAGCUUUUGCACCGCGAAUUGGCCAAGCUCAACACCAAGGUACCUGAAAUGCGCCGGAGAAUUCAAGAGCAUGCGAACCUUCUGCGGCAGAUCGAUUUUGAGCUUCAAAAGCUCGCGCAUUCGCCUGCCAACAAUGUGGUCCAUGGUUCCGGAUCCACCAGCAUGACCCCCGACGUCGCGCGGACGCCUGGAUACCCAAAUCCCGCCUCAGUACCAGCAGAGACCGCACGGGACAAUGCAUCGACCCAGGGUCUAGGCAAUUCGCGCGCCGGUUCUCGUGCUGCCUCCCGCCCGACCUCGGCUGCUGCCACACCCACUUCCACCACUAACGACGAGGUAACGCCAGCCAAGAAGGCCAAGCGACGUGCCGCUCAAAAACAGCGAGUACCAAAGACAAGCGUCAAGCAAACUUUGCAAGACAUCAAGGAUCGGCUUGAGGCCAUGCGCAAGAAUACUGCCCCUCCCGUGCUUUCAGUGGACGAGCAGCCCUCUGAUGAAAUCCUAUUAUCCCGGGCCCAUCACCGAGCUCGUCGCCGAUUGCGUGAUAUCCGCUUGAAGGAGGGCCAGAUUCUGCACACCGGACACCGCGAGCCGUUUGAGAAUUUCGGGGACGCUUUGGACAGUUUGAGCGCUUUCCAUAACCUUCAACGCGAGACGUAUGCUGAAGCCGAUGCCGUGUCUGACGAUGAGGCUUUCGAAGAAGUGGGCGAGGAGCUGCUGCAGCGUAGCGAGGAGCUGCUGCAGCGAUUCGGCGACGUGUGCUUGGUCGCAGCUUCGAAAUCCGGUUCGCCAGGCCUCUCUAUCUUGAUGGAGCGUGAGCUCACAACCAUCAUGAAAGAUCAGUUGGAACAGGAAGAAAAAGAUUUCGCCCUUGAUAUGGAAAUAAAACGCGCCGAGCUCCUUGCCCUCCAAGAGGCUGAAGCUGCCAAGCAGCAGUACGUUGAGGAAUCUCUGGGCGGUGACUUUUCCGUCGAUGAACUGCAGAAUCUCCUAGACCUUUAGACUUGCAGAAAGUAGUCUGUGCAUGAUGUUGCGCUGACCUCGCCCGCUUCAAAAUUCUUUUCAACUUUUCUUGGCCCAGCUCUUGAACGAGUGCAUUAUUUGCUUGUGGCCUUUGCAUCAUGAACACGGAGGAGAAGCGGGCGUUUGUGUGUUUACUUUUGUUCUGGACGAGUGCCUUCCAGGUGUCUUUUUGUUAACUACUCACACGGUUGCUAGUUUCUCGCACCACAGCCUAUCUUGUGAUCGUCGUGCGCUGGAGUGGUGCCUGCUUGCUUUUUUUUCUUUCUGUUCAAUUUUUUUUUUUGGAUUGUUGUUGUGUUACGCUGAGUCCCAUUGAGUUUGUGAAACCUG